AAGUACCAGCGUAGUUAUACAGGGGAUUACAAGCACACAGGAAAAGGGAAAGUGAAAGAAUUAUAUAGGAAAUAUGAAACACGUUAUAUAAAUAAUCUAGUAUAUAGUACAAGGCGCCGCCGCGUCUCAAGAAAUUUCUCGCUAACUCUUCAAGCUCCUCCUUGUCGUCAUUCUCUCCCGUCUCCAUUUUCCGGCGGCUACAUACUCAUACCCUAAUAUUUCGUUCUUAAAUCUCUCGUUCAGGACACUAUACACGUGAAGUGAGUGCCUAUCAGCCGAGGAAAAACUUUUAGCAGGGAGAGCCAAUAAAGAAUUGGGCUCUCUCUGCUGCUGAAAAUUACAUAUCUGCGUUAUUAGUCGAAUUUUCUUAUAUUAUUAAAAGAACAUUUAUACUCUUAUUACUGUGUCAUGGCGACUGCAAUGCAUUUAUGUGGAAUUAAGUCACCAUCAUCUGCAUUAUCAAUGAGAGCUCUGAAGAGCCAACCUAUGUUGCCAAAACAUAGACUUAAUUUUGCUGCAUCUGUGGGCUCCAUCGUUGGAUCGUGCACAGCUCCAAAGAGUUUAUGUGGAAAAAGAGUUUUAAGUAUCUGCUGUGAGGGAGGAAAUAUAGAUGUGCUCCACAGGAGUGAGACAGAAAAUCAAAGUCUCAAAGGAGUAUCUAGUGAACUAACAUGUGUGAUGAAAUUUGGUGGAUCAUCACUGGCCUCGGCGGAGAGGAUGAGGGAAGUAGCUGAACUUAUCCUUAGCUUUCCAGAAGAAAGGCCUGUAAUAGUUCUUUCUGCUAUGGGAAAGACAACUAACAAUCUUUUACUGGCCGGAGAAAAGGCUGUCAGUUGCGGCGUGUCUAAUGUCACUGAUAUUGAUGAGCUGACCACUCUGAAAGAAUUACAUUUGAGGACUGUUGUUGAGCUUGGAAUAGAAAGAUCCACCAUUUUAUCACAUCUAGAGGAAUUGGAACAACUUCUGAGUGGGAUUGCUAUGAUGAAAGAGUUAACGCCCCGCACAAGAGACUUUUUAGUAUCAUUUGGGGAAUGCAUGUCCACAAGAAUAUUUUCCGCAUAUUUGAACAAGAUUGGUGUUAAAGCCCGCCAAUAUGAUGCAUUUGCAAUUGGUUUUAUUACGAACGAUGAUUUUACAAAUGCGGAUAUUUUGGAAGCAACUUAUCCAGCUGUUGCGAAGAGAUUACACGGUGAUUGGAUUGCUGAUCCUGCUAUUCCUGUUGUCACUGGCUUUCUUGGAAAGGGGUGGAAGUCCUGUGCAGUGACUACCUUAGGUAGAGGUGGUAGUGAUUUGACGGCGACAACCAUUGGCAAAGCAUUGGGGUUGCGAGAAAUUCAGGUCUGGAAAGAUGUUGACGGUGUUUUAACCUGUGAUCCUAAUAUAUAUCAACACGCAGAGCCAGUGCCAUAUUUGACUUUUGAUGAGGCUGCUGAACUUGCUUAUUUUGGAGCUCAGGUUCUGCACCCCCAAUCUAUGAGGCCUGCUCGAGAGGGAGAUGUUCCUGUGAGGGUGAAGAAUUCCUACAACCGUAAUGCUCCAGGAACCUUGAUAACUAGAGAAAGAGACAUGAGAAAAGCAUUGCUAACUAGCAUCGUUUUGAAAAGGAAUGUAACAAUGUUGGAUAUUGUUAGCACUCGCAUGCUUGGUCAGUUUGGUUUCCUUGCUAAGGUAUUCUCUAUCUUUGAAGAUUUGGGCAUUUCUGUGGAUGUCGUAGCUACAAGUGAAGUUAGUAUUUCUUUGACACUGGAUCCAUCAAAGCUUUGGAGCAGGGAAUUAAUUCAGCAGGAACUCGAUCAUGUUGUAGAAGAACUAGAGAAAAUUGCGGUGGUGAAUCUCCUUCAACACAGAUCUAUCAUCUCACUCAUUGGGAAUGUUCAAAGGUCUUCACUGAUACUGGAGAAGGCAUUUCAUGUUCUUCAUGCCAAUGGAGUCAAUGUUCAGAUGAUCUCUCAAGGCGCAUCUAAGGUGAAUAUAUCAUUGAUCGUAAACGAUAGUGAAUCAGAACAAUGUGUGAGGGCACUCCACUAUGCCUUCUUUGAGAGUGAUAUAUCUGAAAUGGUAGACAGAGGUGCAUCUGGGAAUGGUUCAUCAACUGGUCAUUGACAUCAUUUGUGAUGUAUUUAUUCAUAUUGAUAGCAUUGGCUUAGACAGUUUCAGUUUUUACCUUAAUAACUCUAGUUAUUUCUUUACAGAUAGUUAUCUAGUGUUAUUUGAAAACCGGAGACUGUAAUAAGUAGUAUCAAUUAACAGUUGCGAGAUUUUGGAUU
Messenger RNA from Daucus carota subsp. sativus, 2267 nucleotides. RefSeq names its product aspartokinase 2, chloroplastic. The coding region runs from base 409 to 2103 and encodes 564 amino acids. Gene Ontology annotation, cellular component: chloroplast stroma; cytosol. Lineage: Eukaryota; Viridiplantae; Streptophyta; Magnoliopsida; Apiales; Apiaceae. The record is from RefSeq and is a predicted model, not a curated record. Gene Ontology annotation, molecular function: aspartate kinase activity. Gene Ontology annotation, biological process: L-homoserine biosynthetic process. The transcript has 14 exons.